CGUCCGGCCCGCCGACCCGCGGCGCAACGGGAACGCCGGCGGCCGUGCGAUGGGGGCCGAGGCGUCGGGGAGCGGGCUGGCGCUGCAGGAGCUCGUGCGCGAGGCCGAGAUCAGCCUGCUCGAGUGCAAGGUGUGCUUUGAGAGGUUCGGCCACCGCCAGCAGCGGCGCCCGCGCAACCUGCCCUGCGGCCACGUGGUGUGCCUGGCCUGCGUGGCUGCCCUGGCGCACCCGCGGACGCUGGCCCUCGAGUGCCCCUUCUGCCGCCGAGCCUGCCGGGGCUGCGACACCAGCGACUGCCUGCCGGUGCUUCACCUCCUGGAGCUCCUGGGCUCGGGGCUGCGCCCAGCCCCCGCCGUCCCCCGCGCCCCCUGCGCCCCCGGGGCCCUCACCUGCCACCGCGCUUUCGGAGGCUGGGGGACCCUGGUCAACCCCACGGGGCUGGCGCUGUGUCCCAAGACGGGGCGGGUCGUGGUGGUGCACGACGGCAGGAGGCGGGUCAAGAUCUUUGACUCCGGGGGAGGAUGUGCUCAUCAGUUUGGAGAGAAGGGGGAGGCUGCUCAGGACAUUAGGUACCCCCUCGAUGUCACCGUCACCAACGACUGCCAUGUGGUUGUCACCGACGCCGGCGACCGUUCCAUCAAAGUGUUUGAUUUUUUUGGCCAGAUCAAGCUUGUCAUAGGAGGCCAGUUCUCCUUACCUUGGGGUGUGGAGACCACCCCGCAGAAUGGGGUCGUGGUAACUGAUGCGGAGGCAGGGUCGCUGCACCUGCUGGAAGUGGACUUUCCCGAAGGGGUCCUCCAGAGGACGGAAAGGUUGCAAGUUCAUCUGUGCAGUCCCCGAGGGGUGGCCGUGUCUUGGCUCACCGGGGCCAUUGCGGUCCUAGAGCACCCUCUGGGUCUGGGGACUGGGGCUGGCAGCACCACGGUGAAGGUGUUCAGCCCAAGUAUGCAGCUGAUCGGCCAGGUGGAUAGCUUUGGGCUGAGCCUCUUUUUUCCCUCCAGGAUAACUGCCUCAGCCGUGACCUUUGAUCACCAGGGGAAUGUGAUUGUAGCAGAUACUACUAGUCAGGCUGUCCUAUGCCUAGGAAGACCUGAGGAAUUUCCAGCUCUGAAGCCCAUCAUCACGCACGGUCUCUCCCAUCCCGUGGCACUGACCUUCACCAAGGAGAAUGCUCUUCUCGUGCUGGACAGUGCAGCCCAUUCUAUAAAAGUCUACAAAGCUGACUGGGGGUAAAGGGGUAGGUGGGGGUUCUGGGGUCUGCAGUCAAAAGCCCUGGAAGGCCACUAAUGAAUUGUUUAACCUUGGAUCAAUUAACCUCCUCUCUCCAACAGGGAUAAUUAUAACUGCCUGGCAAACUUACAGAGGUUGAGGUAAUUAUUUAAAGAAAAAUAAUAAAUCUACCAUUUAUUGAGUAUGUGCUCCCUGCGCUGAGAAAUUUGCCAAUAUUAGCUCAGUGUAUUCUUACAGCUGUACCCAGGGAGGUAAUGUCUAUGAUUAAUCCCAUUUUAGAGAUGAGGAAAACGGAGACCCCGAGAGUUCAAGUGACGUUCCCAAGGUCACAUUUACUUACUGUGACAGUCACAACGGGAACUCAACUCGGACUCCCCAACCCCUUGCUCUUAAAUAAGAUAACAGAUGUGAAAAAAACCAACAUGUGACUGUAUAUUGUACUCGGUGUACUGUGUUUACUGGUAGCUGUUUCUCCUGGUUGGAUGGGCAGAGAAAGGAGACUUUAGAGCAUUCAAGAGAAAGUCAGGGUUGUGUGAUGGGCGUGGGCAAGGGUGUCAUUCAACUUGCAGCUCCCUUGAUGGAGCCUUAGAUGGAGGAACUGUGGGUCCUGAGUUACUUGACUAAGGAAAACCGUUGAACUGCCUGUGGAAAAGGUAAAGGUGUCUGUUAGGACCCGGGUCUCCUCCACCACAGGCACUCAGGAAAUACUAGUCGGUUGGUGCAGAAAAGCCUGUGUGGGGAUAAGUUUGGAACCACCGCAGACCACUCCACACUCACACACCUCGUGUGAGAGGCCUGGAAGGCAGGCCUGUCCCAUGUGUGCGUUCCUAGAGAGAGAAGUCCCCACAGUUGGCUCAGGGCAGAAUGAGUUUGCCUGCCUCUUCAUAACCAGUGGUGACCUGAAGCACUUUUGCGGUGGCCUUUUUCUCUAUGCCCCAUAAAUUUAUCCCAUUGCACACACUGUGUCCUCAAUAACCGGUUCCCUUGAUGCUAAGCCAGGCCCCCGGGAAACCCGUGAAUCCUUCUGGAAUUGAAAUAAAGCUCUGACCAAGAUAAGGCCUGCUCUUUAACGUGGCGGUCGAUUGAGCGAAUAGGGGGAAACUUCAGGUGAAGUGGCCGGUUCUCUAUAAAUGGUGUUCUUAGCGAAUGUCAACAUCUCCCGAGUUUAGGGUUGCUGGUAUAGUACCAAACCACGGGCACCUCAGAAGCAGGAGCAAAAUAAAUUUUUUUCUCGGGGAGAACAUAGUGGUUUUGAGAGGUAAGAGUUUGCUUUAGGUAAUAGCUGAUGUUUUAUCAACAAUAGGUUUCUAUUGUACAAACAGGUUUAAUAGAUAUAACGGAUGCACUGGAGGUAGCCCCCAAAUUAGGAGUAGGCUGUGUUCCAGAAGGUUAAGUUUGUCCUUUGGAGCUGAAAGAGAGACCGUGGUCCGUGCUAGGCCCCAAAAACCCGCUGUGCUUUCAGUGCUUCCCUCAUGUCACCCUAGGAUCGCAGGGACCCCGGGCCGCCACUUGUAAAUGCAUUCCACAUAGGGAUUCUGGGGACAACCUCAUCCCCCCCACCCUAAGAAGCCAUCCUCAGGUCAGUGACCUCACAGGUAGCCUCCUCUGUGUAGCAAGAAAAGCCGCUUCAGGCAGAGAUGUAGGUUCAGACUUGGUCAUUUGCAGGUGGGACAACGGUGACCUUUAAAAAGUUUUCCUCAGGAACAACGACACUUUAAUGGCCUCAGGGUCUGCCAGUUCAAGGGACUGUCUCCUAUUUGCAGUUAUCAAUGGCAUCAUCUUUGACUAGAGAGCUGGGCUUCGGGCUUUUUCAGCCAGCACUGGUAGGCCAGGAGGAGAAUAUGCAGCGCGUGUGGAGGCGUGUGGCCCCGGUGUGACUUGUUACCGUGUCAGGACCCAACCGGAAGGAUGGGGUGUUGUGAGUCCUUGAGAGGAUGUGAGAGCGAAUCAGAGAGAUGAGAGUGAGUGACCUUGCUUACUACCUCUGCUUGGCAGAUAAGCCGGCUUGGGAGUGGGUAGGAUAGAACCCACAACAGAAAGACAAACAGCUCCUCCCAGGAAUGGUAUCAUGAAGGAGCAGGGUUUCCCCGGGGAAAGACACAAAGCUUCUGGUGCUGGUCUCCAAGCAUGCGUCUGCUGAGGGAACUGGCUAAGUGACCGGCAUGGCGGAUGCCAAAUUCAUCUUACUGGACUGCAUUCUUUAGAGCCAGCUGGCUAAAGGGCUUGCAAACAUGUCCCCCCAACUCCAGGCUAUUAGAGAUUGGAGUGUCUGAGAGAGGCAGGAAGAGCUGAUUGCAACAGAACGUAAAAGGUUCGGAGGUGAUGGAGGAGAGCUGGAAUGACUCUUCCGAGACUGGAGACAGAAGAACGUGACCAGGAGUAAAUGUAGAAGAAACAGUCUCUUCCUGAAGGUCCCCCUCAACGGUGUGCCUUUAGGCCGGCACUAACCCCCCGUGGAGCACCUGGUGAGUCCUUCAAAACAAGUGUAGACGCUCUGGCUCUGGGCUCAGCAGUUCUGAAACCAUCUUCCAUCUGUUCCAGUUUUGCCCGAUUCCUGAUCCUUGAAUCUUCUCCUCUGUUUGACCUUGUUCAGCCCUCUGGACUCGCCACCUGGACUGGUUUUCCCAGUCUUUUUCCUUGGCAUUUUCUAAAAACUUCAGGUUCAGAUUCAUAAACCUCCCCUCGAGCAAGUCCUCACUCUGGAUCCCAGAACCCAAGCCAUCACCAUUUUGCUAGAGCCUUAUCUAGACCUUUCCUGGCUCCUCACCAGGUGGGGUCUGCACCCACUUAGGGAAUUAGGCAUCUUUCUGUGGAAGAAGCAGUACUCCAUAUACCUCAGAAAAAUGAGGAGAACCACACUGGUGAGUGCAGAUUUAACUAUCCUUACCUCUGCCACAGGAAGGAGCAAUGCAUACUGGUGGUCAAUCCUCCACUAAUGGAGGUAUGCUACGGAGGUGUACCAUGGUGACUAGGGAGAGGAACUCUUUUCUUGAAGGGUAUGUAGAAAAUAUGAGAAGAAGACAGCCACGACUCACUACAACUACCACACUGAACUGUCAUGGCAUCUGCUGUGCCCCUCCCCCAGCCCUGCUGAUGAGCCUGACCCUCUCCAGCGGUCGCUGAUUGGACAGGAAUGCAUCCCUAACUACAGCCUAUCCAUCAACAUCCCACCAAACGUACUAAAUGGACCGGAAAAUUGGCCUAUGAAUUGGCCUGGGACGAACAGGUUUUCCCAAAAAGGGGCAAAGAGAUCUGAUUAGAAUUUUGUCUCUGAAGUUGUACAUUGAGAAAUACGGAGCAAAUCAUGCAGAUGGCAGCCUGGGAGGAUGCUGAGCACAUACCGAGUUGGGGGGCGGGGCGCAGAGCUACAGUGAGGAGACCAAAUUCACGAAUGAGAAGAGGCCGUAGGGCAGAGAAAAGAUCCAAGUGUAGGAAUCCAGGUAGGAAUGGGAGGAGAAAAAGCCCCCAGAGAAGCUACGUGGGCGGGUUUGUUCUUUGCAACAGAUAGUGCCUAACAAAAGUUACACCGCGGGGUGAUUUGUUUGGAGAAAACUGAGCUUGAACCUACUGAUUUUGAUGCCAGGAGUAGGGAAUGUUUUCUGAGGCGGCCACACUCUCCUCAACACCCCCACCCCUGACACUCUGGGGCCUGAGACCACAGGUAUACACAUGGAGCCCCACAAGCCCCAGGUCUAAAUAUAUGAGUUACCAAUGGAGCCAAAAACCUGUCAAAUAAAAUACAUCUGAUCCUCCUCCUUUAACAAAGGUAAAUAUAAAUGUUUAAAAUGCACUUUCAUUACUGCCUGGGAAGCCAGGUUUAUUUGAGAAUUACUUGGAUGGAGUUUAUGUUCAAUUUUAGGGUGUCGCAUUUUAAAGAAAGAUCGUGAUAAACCAGAGGAUGUUUGAAAGCUCUGAAGAAGGGGCACGUGGCUGGCUGAGAAGAGCAUGUAACUCUUGAUCUCGGGGUUGUGAGUUCGAGUCCCACGUUGGGUGUAGAGAUUACAAAAAAUAAAUCAACUUUAAAAAAUAAAAGUUCAGAAGAAGAAUCUAAACAGCAUGUUUUGUGUCAGCCUCUAACAGCUAGAAUGUAAACUCCAUGAAGCAAAGAUGUUUGUGUUGUUCCAGGCAGUAUCCCUCGUGCCCAGGACGCU
Zalophus californianus (California sea lion) is the source of this 5382-nucleotide messenger RNA. RefSeq names its product NHL repeat containing E3 ubiquitin protein ligase 1 (gene NHLRC1). The record is from RefSeq and is a predicted model, not a curated record. Gene Ontology annotation, biological process: negative regulation of translation; protein polyubiquitination; proteasome-mediated ubiquitin-dependent protein catabolic process. Gene Ontology annotation, molecular function: protein binding; ubiquitin protein ligase activity; translation repressor activity. NCBI's taxonomy places the organism in Eukaryota, Metazoa, Chordata, Mammalia, Carnivora, Otariidae.